CUUGAAGGUUUGCUUUGGUGGAAAGAAAGAGGCAGUGGCCAUACUGGGUGGUGUUUGGUGUAAUUGUAGGUUAAACAAGAGCCAUCAAGAAGGGGAUAACCCUCGGCCUACGAUAGGAUAGGGCUUUCAGAACAAGGACCCUGCCAAUCAAGACCAAGAAUGAGCCCGUCGGGUAAAGAUGGGUUUGGCACUAAUCUUCCUGAUGAAGAGGGAAGACCCGAGAAUGGGCCAGUCCGGUGAGAAGCAUGGGUUUGGCAGGAGUCUUCCAGAUAACGAGAACCACUUCCAGACCUGAGGCAACCACUGAGACCUGGAAGUGAAAGAAUUGGGCACAGGAGGAACUGAGAACAGCUCUAUUUAUGGAGCUCGGGGUCUGGGGAGAGGGCAAUGAUUCAUCCAGGGUAGGCUGCAGGUGGUGAAGCUGAAGUCACCACUAAGGUCCCCGAGGCUCCACCAAGCUGUCGGUACUAAAGUCAGCUCUGCAGUAUGCUUCCCUGGAGUUGAUGGUCCUUUCCACCAUGCCCAAGGUUCAGGGAUGCUGUCAGAACACUGUAAGCAUCCACUGUUUGGUUCUUGAUAUCUUUCACAUCAGCAGGUAUCACUGAAUGAGAGAACAGGGCAGCCAAAGCUCAGGCUGCUACUUCCCCUAACCUUGUCGGCAGCUUCCGAGUCCCAUCUCCGAGCCUGUGGGAGGCGGAUGUGCCAACAGAAAACUUUGUGCUAGAACAUGGGCAAGAAAGCGUGGUGGAAAGGGCAGACAGGCUGUCUCAUCAUGGAGGUAGUAGGCCUUGCUCCAGAGGCAGGGUUAGAGACCUGGGCUAGACCACAGCUUGCUGCAUGUUCCCUUUCAGUAGCUUGUCAGCAUUUUGUUUAGAAGUCUCAGUACCCCUUGAGUCUCUUUUUUUCCAGGCCUCUAAAUUACUACUAGCAAAUUGAUCAUACUACAUGGGACCCUUCUACGAACUAUUCUCUACAGUGCUGGCACUGAGCAGGUACUCAGUAUUGAUUUGCUCACAAUGAAAUUUAUUUUUAAUAGCCUGACACCCUGAUCUGACUCAUCUGUCUCCUUGGACACCCACAUGGGAUGUUACUUGGAUUUUCAAUUCGUUCUUGCUGCUCCAAACACCCUUCCUUUGGGUAUGCAGCCAUGUAAGUCCUGUGGUCCCAAAGUCCUCAAGAGAUUGAACACAAAAUGUGAUUGUGUGCCUGUGCAAGAUCACGCGUAUGGAGAAAAAGGGCAGUGGUGUUUGUGUCCUAGCCCUUCUUGCAAGUAAGGGUAGGAACCACAUAUGCAUCCAUCGUAGGGGAGGAACAAGGCAAGGAGAGGCCCAUUUUUAACAAAUUACAGAGCUUAUGGUCCCCUGAAGAAAUGAGGCCAUUGUAGCAGGGGCUAAGUAUUCAGGCUCUUUGUUGAAAGACGAGGUAAGGUAGCCAAUAGAAUAGAAUCUGUUCCUUUUAUAUAAGCACGUACUGCAAAGAAAAAGUACGUGCAGUUAGCCUGGUGUCACCCCUAUUGUCAGAACAACAAACCAAGGUGAACCCAAGACCAGGGAUUCACUUGGAAAGGUCAUCACAGAGCCUCAUAAAUCUCCAAGAGUAGGAUGAGCAAGUGUGAGUUUGAACAGCUUACACAUUAUUUCGUUAAAAAUAACACAAUUUCAUGGCACAGUCAUAACUAAACUUUUUUUUUUUUUUUUUUUGCUUUUUCGAGACAGGGUUUCUCUGUGGCUUUGGAGCCUACCCUGGAACUAGCUCUGUAGACCAGGCUGGUCUCGAACUAAACAUUUUUAAAAGAAAACGCAGACAAAGUUUAAUUUAUCGAAUGGAUAAAUGGAGACUUUGAACCAGCCGUUAGGCCGUCUCCUCACGCUGACGCUCUCAGUACUACAUACCGUUUUUCAAUAACAACAAGCCCAGAAGAAACUUCUGGUCCCGAGUGUGCCUCAUGCACCGGAUCCUGUGACUCUAGGUCACUCGGGAUCGGCCUCCUCGCCCGCCCCGCCGCUCCUUCCCUGCGGGGACGAGCCCAGAUCCCAAGCACGUGGCGGGCGCGGGGCCCCUUCCGGUGCCCUAGGGAAGCGCGGCUGAUGAAACGCUCGCGGCUGGGCCCGGGAGACGCGGCCGCAGGGCGGCUUGGCGGAGGAGACCGCUCGGGCGGGGCGCGGGAGGCGCGAGAGGCGGACGCUGGGGGGCCGGCACAGGGGCGCCGUGGCGCAGAAGGGGCCUCCGACCCUGCGCGUCCCCGGGCUGCGGGCAUCCCUCACCUAUGCAGCUGCUCCUGCUGAAGAAUGAAGAUGAGCAGUGAAGGGGACUGAAGGAUCAGUUUCUCCCAGUAGAGGCGAGUGGAGAUGAGACACUGCCCCAGCAUGAACUGUACACCCAGAAACAGGAAGUAGAAGCGGGAGCAGCUGCCUCUUUGCCAUGGCCUGUGAGCCUCCUACAGACCCUGGUGGGGCAGCUGGUCCCCUGCCCACCUCUAUCCUGGGCUGCAGCACCCUGCCUCAAAGGAGCCCUCUUGGCUGGGGUCAAGAGCUGCACAAUGGCCAGGUCCUUACAGUCCUCCGGAUCGACAAUACCUGUGCACCCGUCUCCUUUGACCUGGGAGCUGUAGAAGAGCAGCUCCAGGCCUGGGGCAUUCAGGUCCCUGCCGAGCAAUACAGGAACCUGGCCGAGAGUGCUCUCUUGGAGCCUCAGGUGAGGAGGUACAUCAUCUACAACUCGAGGCCCGUGCGGCUGGCCUUUGCUGUGGUGUUCUAUGUGGUGGUGUGGGCCAACAUCUACUCCACCAGCCAGAUGUUUGCCCUGGGCAGCCCGUGGGCAGGCGUGCUGCUUGCCACCCUGACCGCUGUCAGCCUGACGCUGACUCUUGUGCUGGUGUUUGAGAGACAGCAAAGGAAGGCUAACACUAACACAGACCUGAGGCUGAUGGCCGCCAAUGAAGCCCUUCUGAGACACCGCGUGCUGCUCGGGGCGACAGACACAGUGGAAGGGUGCCAGAGUGUGAUCCAGCUCUGGUUUGUCUACUUCGACCUGGAGAGCUGUGUGCAGUUUUUGUCUGAUCAUAUUCAGGAAAUGAAGAGGAGCCAAGAGUCUGUGCUGAGAAACAAAUUAAGCCAGCUAUGUGUUGUCAUGGAGACAGGAGUGAACCCUGUGGUGGAAGGGCCUGAGGACUUGGAGGAUGCCCCCCUGCUACCCAGCACUCCUGGUCCUCCAGAGAGACCACUCAUGCAGACUGAACUCUAUCAGCUUGUUCCGGAGGCUGAGCCGGAGGAGAUGGCCCGGCAGCUACUGGCAGUGUUUGGUGGCUACUACACUCGGCUCCUGGUGACCUCCCAGUUGCCCCGGCCAAUGGGAGCCCGACACACAGAUUCUGCACAGGUUCCGUGCCCCUGUCAGCUCAUAGAAGUGCACAUUCUGGACACAGGGUGCUGCCCAUUCCUGGCCAGGUGACCGGUAGACAAAGACAUUCAUUUUCCUCCAAGAUUGAGAAGUUGGGGAGGAGUCAGGAGCCUGGCGUGGCUGACCCUGAGCUCAGAUGAGAUCAGCAUUUGGGGACACUUUGGAAGUGUCUGUCAUGUUGGUAUGGGGUCCCCAAGUGUACACCAGAUGUCUUUCGGCAUCACACACUGUCCUGGCCUCGCUGAAUCUGUUGGCUGAGCUGGAUGGUGUGAGGAGACCAGGGCUGGUGGUCGACAGCAGGGAACCUGGAAAAGAAGACCCUGUUGGUGUGACUCAGACUGAUUCUGUGGGCGACAUGCUGACUUGUGUCGCAAUUCUGUCUUGCUGAGCGGCAGUGCUUCCUCACACCCCACUGUUCUGGAGUGAAGUGUCGUCAGACACGCUGGGUUUGAGCAGAAAGCUCAGAGGCUCCCCAAGAGUUUGAAGACUGCCCACAGCCCCAUGUUCAAAGCCCUCAUUUGGUGUGAAGGUCCAGCUCUGAGUUCCAGCUUCGCGGUUUCUUCCCCACAAAUCACCACCCUAAGUUGGAACUCUUCCCCGGACUGGCAGGGGCAGCUUUCGUGACCCUUCUGCUGCUUUCCGUCAUUGAAAUUCCUCAUGGAACUGCUCCUAUUAUUAUUGAUGUUUAUGUUAUUCACUUUUUCCUGUACAUACUUCUUUUUCUAUUGAGACUGUAAACUCCUCAGGGUCCAACACUGUACCUGUCUUCCCUUUGUGAAUGACCUGGACUUGCUUAAAACAAAAGCACUUCUGAAAAGUCCCAUGGAUCCGUUGCCUUAUCCUCUCCCCAGUUGUGGCAAAUGCUUCUGAAACUUGGCUGAAUGAUAGGACCGGGGUCGUGAUGGAGCUGCAUCGCGGUUUGUCCACCUUCCACUUACUGGAUGGUCCUGGUCAUUUCCAGUUUAUUGUGCUGGUAUUCUUACCUCGGUGCACAAAGUGCUCCCCUAACUCCUGACCCCAAACUAAGGUGUCCUUGGUGAAAUGCCAUCACAGGGAGCACAUCUGCCAUCUCUAGGGCUGUGUGGCCAUGACUGAGUGUUCUGCCUUCUCGGUAUGUCCACUGACUCCUUUAAGAGCCCUGUGGUGGACUGAAGUGGCACAAGUGCGGGGACCUGCUGGGUAAGCCACAUCCUCCCUCUGCUUUUCCUGUGGGGGAGUCGCCAGCCAUAUCCUGGGGGAGCUUUGCUUGUGGAAUUAUUCACAGUAUUUUGACCCACUGCGGGAAGUGUCCCUGAAUUUGAUCAGGGAAGCCUGUGCUUGUCAUCUGGGCAUAGACCCCUUCAGUGUAACGAUAGAGAAUAAAACUGUCUGGUGAAUGAC
Molecule: messenger RNA, 4779 nt
Organism: Microtus oregoni (creeping vole)
Lineage: Eukaryota; Metazoa; Chordata; Mammalia; Rodentia; Cricetidae
Gene: Tmem268
Product: transmembrane protein 268
Exons: 10
Coding region: 2422-3450 (342 amino acids)
Source: RefSeq, a predicted model, not a curated record